This is a messenger RNA of Paramuricea clavata, 1267 nucleotides long. The record is from the annotation of a GenBank genome assembly. Lineage: Eukaryota; Metazoa; Cnidaria; Anthozoa; Malacalcyonacea; Plexauridae.
AUGGCCUGUCCUUUGGAGAGGAAAGGAGAGAAAAUGGUCCAUUAUUUAGAGAGGAAAGUAGAGAAAAUGGUCCGUCCUUUAGAGGAAAGUAGAGAAAAGAGAAAACGGUUCGUUUUUAGAGAGGAAAGUAGAGAAAAUGGUCCAACCUUUAGAGAGGAAAGCAAAGGAUAUGGUCCAUUUAGAGAGGAAAGUAGAGAAAAUGGUCCGUCCUUUAGAGAGGAAAGCAGAGGAUAUGGUCCAUUUAGAGAGGAAAGUAGAGAAAAUGGUCCGUCCUUUAGAGAGGAAAGCAGAGGAUAUGGUCCAUUUAAAGAGGAAAGUAGAGAAAAUAGUCCAACCUUUAGAGAGGAAAGCAGAGGAUAUGGUCCAUUUAGAGAGGAAAGUAGAGAAAAUGGUCCGUCCUUUAGAGAGGAAAGCAGAGGAUAUGGUCCAUUUAGAGAGGAAAGUAGAGAAAAUGGUCCAACCUUUAGAGAGGAAAGCAGAGGAUAUGGUCCAUUUAGAGAGGAAAGUAGAGAAAAUGGUCCAACCUUUAGAGAGAAAGCAGAGGAAAUGGUCCGAUUUAAUGGUCCGUCCGACUGUCCCACAGACAUCGGGUGGUUGUUGGGAUCAUGAUCAAUGAGAAAUAUAUUCGUGCACGAAACAUGAGGAUGUUACCUCCUGUAGAUGCCACCUGGAUAAAUAUGAUAUUUUGUAUACUGCAUGACUGGUAAUAAUAAAGAGAACAUGUAGUGAGUUUUGUUUAUAGAGAACAUGAAGAAUAUAGAGCAACUUUCGUGAGUGAGUAUUUUUACGAAAUACAAAACAACGGCAACAAUUUCAAUAUCCUAGCGCUCGACUAUAUGUCAGUCAUCGUCAUUCCUGGGUAAUGUCAAAAGCUAUUGAAUAUUAAAAAGUUCAUUUUCGGAGUUGCCGUUAUUUUGUAUUUUAUGAAAUUCUGUAUAUAAAACCUUGGACGGGAUGUCCAAUGUAUUCUUCAUUUGGAAGUUCGAAAUAUUUUGUCAAAACACCUGCGGAUAUAUAUACCUGUACCACCUGUUCCAGUUUAAUAACAUUCAUAUAAUGGAAAUCAUAACAAUUCAGAAGCUAUAAAAGACGCUGGGCUCAGCCAAUAUCUUCAAACAUACUAUGACUGAAAAUCAAUGUUAGGAAACAGAUAGCACUUUUAUUUCGACAGAAAAAUGAGAGCAAUGAUAUUGACAGACUGAAGAAAUACAAUGGAUUGAUAGACUUUAAAACAUAUAAUUCAGACAAGGAUUGUUUUGGUGUUUGA